AUGAUAAUCAAACAAACACGAAAUAUAAUUGUAAGAUUUAUUCAAUUAUAUCCGACUACUUGGCGAUUAUUAGAUGUUCGCUAUGAUGUAUUGAGCAUUCUCAUUGAAGCGGGUGAACUAUCUGAAUUUAAAAAAAAUGAAACCACUCAUUAUUUAAUAUCCAAAUUAGAAAAAAAUGAAAAAAAUGAACUUUCUCAUAAUAUAAAACCAGAUCAGUAUAGUUUAUUACAUGAGGAAUCACUUCAUAUGCCACAAAUAUCUUCGUGGGAAGAAAAUAUAGAAAAUACGAUUAAUAAGGCCUAUCUUGGAUAUUUAUUGGAAUAUUAUUCUAAUAAAGCUGUCAAAAAUAUUAGAUGGAUGAUUACAGUUUGUAAAAUUUUACCAAAGCUAUAUAAAAAGGAUUAUG
Molecule: messenger RNA, 406 nt
Organism: Dentiscutata erythropus
Lineage: Eukaryota; Fungi; Glomeromycota; Glomeromycetes; Diversisporales; Gigasporaceae
Source: the annotation of a GenBank genome assembly